AGCGUGAUCAGGAUACUUUAUAUGGCUUCACCCAGCAACUACUCCACUGCUCCUGUUUCUGAAUUUCUCCUCAUCUGCUUCCCUAACUACCAGAGUUGGCAGCACUGGCUGUCCCUGCCCCUCAGUCUAAUCUUCCUCCUGGCCAUGGGGGCCAAUGCCACCCUCCUGAUCACCAUUUGGCUGGAGGUCUCUCUGCAUGAGCCCAUGUACUACCUCCUUAGCCUCCUUUCCCUGCUGGACAUUGUACUCUGCCUGACAGUCAUCCCCAAGGUCCUGGCCAUCUUCUGGUUUGAUCUCAAGUCCAUCAGCUUUUCAGCCUGCUUCCUCCAGAUGUUCAUCAUGAAUAGUUUUCUGACCAUGGAGUCCUGUACAUUCAUGGUCAUGGCCUAUGACCGCUAUGUGGCCAUUUGCCACCCACUGAGAUACCCAUCCAUAAUCACUGACCAAUUUGUGGUUAAAGCUACCAUAUUUGUUGUGGCCCGGAAUGGCUUCUUUUCUCUUCCUGUUCCAGCUCUUUCUUCUCAACUCAGAUACUGUGGAGAGAACAUCAUCAAGAACUGUAUCUGCACUAACCUGUCUGUGUCCAAACUCUCCUGUGAUGACAUCACCUUCAACCGGCUCUACCAGUUUGUGGCAGGCUGGACCCUACUGGGCUCUGACCUUAUUCUUAUUGUUCUGUCCUACUCCUUCAUCCUGAAAGCUGUGCUAAGGAUCAAGGCUGAGGGUGCUGCAGCCAAGGCCCUGAGCACAUGUGGUUCCCACUUCAUCCUCAUCCUCUUUUUCAGCACAGUCUUGCUGGUUCUGGUCAUAACUAACAUGGCCAGGAAGAAGAUUCCCCCAGAUGUCCCCAUCCUGCUCAACAUCCUGCACCACCUCAUCCCCCCAGCUCUGAACCCCAUUGUUUAUGGUGUGAGAACCAAGGAGAUCAAGCAGGGAAUCAAGAAGCUGCUGAGAAGAGUGUAA
This is a messenger RNA of Mustela lutreola (European mink), 963 nucleotides long. Its product is annotated as olfactory receptor 56A4. Gene Ontology annotation, biological process: G protein-coupled receptor signaling pathway. Bases 22 to 963 code for a protein of 313 amino acids. The transcript has a single exon. Gene Ontology annotation, cellular component: membrane. Gene Ontology annotation, molecular function: olfactory receptor activity; G protein-coupled receptor activity. NCBI's taxonomy places the organism in Eukaryota, Metazoa, Chordata, Mammalia, Carnivora, Mustelidae. The record is from RefSeq and is a predicted model, not a curated record.